This is a messenger RNA of Pseudogymnoascus verrucosus, 869 nucleotides long. RefSeq lists its product as uncharacterized. The transcript is spliced from 3 exons. The record is from RefSeq and is a predicted model, not a curated record. Gene Ontology annotation, molecular function: nucleic acid binding; 3'-5'-RNA exonuclease activity. Gene Ontology annotation, cellular component: mitochondrion. The coding region runs from base 232 to 825 and encodes 197 amino acids. NCBI's taxonomy places the organism in Eukaryota, Fungi, Ascomycota, Leotiomycetes, Thelebolales, Thelebolaceae.
UUGUAAGCAAAUAUUAGUUCACAACACAUUCGUUCCCUUGACUUGAGGUUGAUCGCUUCGACCCCGACGACCCCGCAAGUUGCUGCACCUUGACCCAAAACGGGUUGAUAAAACCAAUCUACACGUGAUUUGAGAUAUUAUAUUUCGCCCAAAGAUAAAUAAGACAUUCGAUGUCAACUUAAGACGCCAACCUUAUUAUACACAUCAAACUUGAGUUUGCCAAUAUCAGCCAUGGCGAAUCCUGCUGUCAGCCAACCAUUGGUGUGGAUUGACUGUGAGAUGACAGGUCUUGACCCCGACAAUGAUGUUAUUAUAGAAGUUUUUUGUAUCAUUACGAACGGAGACCUCGGGAUUGUCGAUGAAGACGGCUGGGGCUGUACAGUUCACCAAAGCAAAGAGCGGAUGGACGAGAUGGAUGAAUGGUGUACCAAAACACAUGGAGAGACAGGUCUCACGUCAGCGGUGAUAGCUUCAACAACGACAGCAGAAGCCGCUGCGGCUGAGCUCCUAGCAUAUGUCAAGAAGUAUGUCCCAGAGCCUAGAAUCGCCUUGCUGGCAGGGAACAGUGUGCACGCAGACAAGGCGUUUCUCAGGUGCGCGCCCUGGGCAAAGGUGCAUGAUCACCUCAGCUACAGGAUUCUUGACGUGAGCACUAUCAAAGAGGCUGUGAAGCGAUGGAGCAAUCAGCAAAUCCUCAAGGGAGUUCCUGCGAAGAAGACCCUCCAUCAGGCAAAGGAAGACAUCCUGGAGAGCAUUGAAGAGGCUAGAUAUUAUAGGGCGGCUAUUUUUCAACAACCGACUGCGAGACAAGAAAGGAAGAAAUAAAAGCACCCAUAAAAUAAAUAAAUCGGGCCAACAGAAGAGCUGAA